GCUAUCGGCCAGGGGGAGGUUUUGGGGGCUAUUUCGUGUCCAGCCAGUGCUGAGCAGCAUUCAGUCUAGCAUGAGACAGCCAAGGGUGAGCACCCAAGUUUUCACACAAUAAAGGUGCUGAAGGGGACCAAGCACUCCGGGGAUACCACCAACCCAGAGGGAGAGAAGUGCGCCACCAUGUUCAAGACCAGCUACCUGCGCGAGGUGCGCAAGGAAAAGUAUGAGCGUUCAGAUGUCUUCGAUGAGGAGGCUGAGGACUCGUUCGCAGGCAUCUCGGCCAUCCAGGGAUGGGAGAGCCUUCAGGAGCUCAACAGCCGCUUUGCCCGGUACAUCAACAGGGCUCGAGUCCUGGAGCAGCGCAACGCCGUGUUCCGCAAGCAGCUGGAGACACUGCAACGGAUGGAGGAGGCCAGUGGUCUGGAGGAGGCCUUCACAGAGCAGAUCGAAGUCAACAGGCAGCGCAUUAGAGAGCUGUUCUCUGACCAUGCCAAGCUGGAGCGAGAGCUGAAGGAGGCUUGCCGCAUGCUGGAUGAAUACACCAGCAAAUAUAGGAAUGAAUGUGAUUAUCAAGAACAGCUACGAGGCACGCUCGAACAGUUAAACAAGGAGGCUGACAGCGCUCUGCUGAAAAACCUGGAGAACCAGAUCCAGUCUCAGUUCCUGCAGGACGACAUCAAUUCCACCAGAGACAGACACAAGAAGAACCUCGCGGAGAUCCAAACCUAUGUAAACAUUCUGCAGCAAAUCAACCAGACACUUCCCCUUGUUCCCAAUGUGUCAGUGGGCAUCUCCGAGGAGCAGGAGAAGCUGCUGGCCCAGAGGAAAGUACCAGGACUACAGAGUCAGCUGGAGGAGUAUAAGAGCGCCCUCUGUCAGCUGCAGGCCCAGAAACAACGCCUACAGGCUGAGACUACAAUGUUGGAGCAAGCCAUCAAAAGCACACAGGAGAGUUUUGACGACGAGAUCCAGAUGCACAACGAGCAAAUCGAAUCUCUGCGAAAGGAGAUUGAGGAAGCUGAAAGGUCCCUGGAGAAGUUCACCAGUGAAUGUCGCCACCUGGCCAUGUACCAGACGUCUCUUGAGAACGAGCUGGAGAGGUACAAGAGGAUCAUCGAGAAUGAAGAUAACAGGUUGAAUUCAGCGAUAAUUGGCACUCCCAUUACCCUGUUUACCACUAAUUAUCGCUACACUCACACACCCACUACAUCAAGCAGAGGGAGAGAUAUCACCCAGGCUAUCCAAGAUAUCACCAGCAUCAAGCCCAGACAGAAGAUACUGGCCAAGAAGGUCCUGAAGAAGAAGGAGCUGACCCCGAAGGAUGUGAUGGACAAUGGCCAGGAGGACAGAAAUGGCGGAGCCAGUGGAGAGGCUCCAGAUGAAGAAACUAAGGUGCCAUCUGAGGAGGUGCAGGAGGAGAGGGUGAAGAGAACGGAGCAGAGACCUGUUCUCACUGGAGUUUCUCCACAGGAUGUCCCCGAUGGCGCUCAGAUCAGCAAAGCCUUUGACACUCUUUGUAACAUCGUCAGAGACAGAAUGAGGAAGUACAAGAAGCCUGAACCAAUUGCUGAUUUCUACACCAAGGGUCGUUAUGUUCUCGUCACUGGUGACGGCAGCUACCUGGAUCCCUGCUUUUACACAUCUACACCAUCAGCAGGCCACGUCUACGUCACUAUCAGAGAUGGAAUGAUGUCUCCCUAUGAGCCUUACAGGCGUCGCUCACCCUCUCCUCCACCUCCUCAGCCCAUGCCAGACCCCAGGCCUCUCAGUCCCGACCUGCCCUCUAAUGGAGGAGGAGGAAAGGACAACAACAAGGGUGGAAAAGCUAAGGAUAAUGGAGGUAAAGGUAAACAUAAUAACGGAGAGCCUCACCCUCAUCCCAAAGGUCUGAGCCCAGUCCCUCCACCCCUUGGCCCAAGCUCCGGCCCCACCCCAGCACCCAGUCACCCCAAGAAACACAGGGAUGACAAUGGCCCAAGUGGGCCCACUCCAAAGCCUGCACCUCGUGGUGCCAGCACCAGCUCCAGUUCAAGUUCCAGCACCAGUACCAGCACCAGCACCAGCUCUAGCAGCUUCACCCCCGACGCUAUGAGCUACGAGAAGGUGGAGGUGGUGGAGUCUGUGGAGAAGUUCUCCAAUGGCCGCAAGAUCAAAGGUUAUGAGGAGACUUCCAUGGUGGUGGAGACCAUGAUUGAGAAGUCUAGCAAGAAGAAACACUGAGACGAUGCCACCUGACAUGAAAAGUCAUUCAUCUCCACCAGGAUCCUACAUGCUCCAGGUGCUCUACACAAUGCGGAUGCUGGUAUCAGACUAUUUAAAUAGCAUUGUUCCUCAAACUACUGUAUUAACACUAAUGUUUUGGUCUCUUAAUGAGACCAACUAUGCAUUAAGGCGAACUACACAUUCCUGCUCUGAUAACUAUUGCUCUUCCAUUUGCUUGCAGUCUCUGGUCAGGCGUCCAGAAUCUGUUUUGCUGGUUCCAUAAGUGCCGCUGUAGUUGUUCAACUUGCACCCAUACUCAUGCUAUGAGUCCUUUACUGUCUGAAAACUUGGGACAAAAGAAAACAAAGCUCUAUGACACCGAUUAAAAAAAGCAAAAGAAAAAAGAAAAACCUAAGAAGUUGUGCCACCCUUCUGAACUCUGUCUUGAAACUCUAACUUUCCCCUUUGAGCUCAUUUGUUCAAUUGGAUGCCACUGCCUGCCCUCAGCACAAUUUUGCUGUGUAUUAAUUUGCUUUGAUAUAUUGAAUAAUAAAGAGUCAAACAUCAA
Amphiprion ocellaris (clown anemonefish) is the source of this 2767-nucleotide messenger RNA. Its product is annotated as filensin. The record is from RefSeq and is a predicted model, not a curated record. Bases 178 to 2217 code for a protein of 679 amino acids. The transcript has 8 exons. Gene Ontology annotation, cellular component: intermediate filament; cytoplasm. Gene Ontology annotation, molecular function: structural constituent of eye lens. Gene Ontology annotation, biological process: lens fiber cell development. Lineage: Eukaryota; Metazoa; Chordata; Actinopteri; Pomacentridae.